Serpula lacrymans var. lacrymans S7.9 is the source of this 637-nucleotide messenger RNA. RefSeq lists its product as uncharacterized. Bases 60 to 422 code for a protein of 120 amino acids. Gene Ontology annotation, cellular component: cytosol. The transcript is spliced from 5 exons. The record is from RefSeq and is a predicted model, not a curated record. Gene Ontology annotation, molecular function: protein-disulfide reductase [NAD(P)H] activity. Lineage: Eukaryota; Fungi; Basidiomycota; Agaricomycetes; Boletales; Serpulaceae.
GAACCAUCUUGUAACUGGACUUUACGAAUAAAUUGGUUUUCACCGUACCCCACCAAACAAUGCCCCUGCGUUUCGUCGACUUCCCUUCUGACCCCAAUUCAUUGAAAUCGGUGCCAGGAGACUACUUAGUUAUCUAUUCAUCUCUAACAGAUGGAAAACUAUGGUGCCCAGACUGCGUUGCUGUUGAUGACACUGUACAGAGUGUUUUCGGAAACAAUGAUGGCCCUUCUGCACUAAUCGUAUACGUUGGUCAAAAGGCAGACUGGAAAACACCUUCCAAUCAAUUUCGCGGAGAGCCUUGGAAGAUCCAGUCUGUUCCUACCAUAAUCAGACUACGAGAUGAUGCACGGCUUGUCGAUAUGGACAUAAUACAUCGCCUACAUGGGUUUGUGGAGGAUGGAUUUAAUCUUACAGGGAACUAGACACGUAUCCUGGCAGAAAUUAGCAUUGACUUCGAUCUGUUGCUAUCAUAGCAAAUGAAAUAUAUGUGACUAUCAUGAGCUAUUGCCAGGUACAUCGACGCGGACAGUUUUGCACAGCAGUUUUGUGGACCUGAUCCGUCCCUGUUGUGUCAAUGUGUCAUUAGUAGUAUCUUGGUCAAAACACGUCAUCAUUGCAACCAAUUGCAUAUCAGUAC